AUGAAUAUUCUCUCGUUAAACAUUAGGGGAAUCGUGGGGGGAGCUAAAGCCAGUUGGGUCAGAGAGGUUAGAGUGACUAAUAACAUUGGGGCUAUUGCUUUGCAAGAAUCUAAGAUGGAGUCUUUAUCGAAAUCGGGAUUAAUUGGAUAUUGGGGAAAUAAUAAUUUUGAUUUUGCUUAUGAGGCCUCUAUUGGUCUGUCUUGGGGUCUUAUCUGGAUGUGGGAUCCAAGAAUCAUCAAGAUUGUUACAGUUGUUCAGAAUAGGAAUUAUUUGCUGAUCAGAGGUUCGAUGGUUGGCAGCGGGGUUCCGAUAAACUUAUUCAACAUUUAUGCUCCUCAAAGUGUUUCGGCAAAAAGACAGUUAUGGGAUAAUCUAUCCUCUUUGUUAUCCUCAUCUGACGGACAGUGGCUGUUGGCAGGUAACUUCAAUGCUGUCCGGUCUCAGGAAGAAAGGAAGCAUUCCAAUUUUAAAGUGGGCCGUAAGUUCACGUGUAUCAGAGACAACGUUAGGAAACUUAAUAAGUUGGACUGUUUCCUUGUGUGUUCGGAAUUCUUCAAUAUGCGGCCUUCUGCUUGUGUGAGAGCGCUUUCGGCUAGGCACUCUGAUCACUAUCCCAUCAUCUUAGAGGUUGUGGAUCUUAGAUUUGGUCCAAGGCCAUUUCGGGUGUUCAGUUCAUGGAUUGGGCAGGUAGGUUUUGAAGAAGCGGUUAGAGAGGCUUCGGAAAGUUUUGUCCCGACUGCUCCCCCUGACGUUACUCUCACUUCGAAGUUUUCCAUCAUUAGAUCUCGGUUAAAGAUAUGGAGGGACGAGUUUCUGGCAAAAGAAAAAGAAAGCAAAAACUUGGCGCUUGCGGAAUUGUAG
Molecule: messenger RNA, 861 nt
Organism: Helianthus annuus (common sunflower)
Lineage: Eukaryota; Viridiplantae; Streptophyta; Magnoliopsida; Asterales; Asteraceae
Exons: 2
Coding region: 1-861 (286 amino acids)
Source: RefSeq, a predicted model, not a curated record